Molecule: messenger RNA, 738 nt
Organism: Sphenostylis stenocarpa
Lineage: Eukaryota; Viridiplantae; Streptophyta; Magnoliopsida; Fabales; Fabaceae
Source: the annotation of a GenBank genome assembly
AUGGCAACUAGACUUCAGUUUGAAAAUAAUUGUGAAGUUGGAGUCUUCUCCAAACUUACCAAUGCCUACUGCUUGGUUGCAAUUGGAGGUUCUGAAAGCUUCUACAGUGUAUUUGAAGCUGAGUUAGCGGAUGUUAUCCCUGUGGUCAAGACAUCCAUUGGUGGUACUCGAAUUAUUGGUCGGCUUUGUGCUGGAAACAAGAAUGGGCUUCUCUUGCCACAUACCACCACAGAUCAAGAACUUCAACAUUUGAGAAACAGUCUACCCGAUCAAGUUGUUGUUCAGCGUAUAGAUGAAAGGUUAUCUGCUCUGGGGAAUUGUAUAGCAUGUAAUGACCACGUGGCCCUCACACACACUGAUCUUGACAGGGAGACAGAAGAGAUGAUUGCAGAUGUUCUUGGAGUGGAAGUUUUCAGGCAGACCAUUGCUGGCAACAUUCUUGUUGGUAGUUACUGUGCCUUCUCCAAUAGAGGUGGUUUGGUCCACCCUCAUACCUCCAUAGAAGACUUGGAUGAGCUUUCUACACUUCUUCAGGUUCCUUUAGUGGCUGGGACCGUGAACCGGGGAAGUGAGGUAAUAGCAGCUGGAAUGACAGUCAAUGAUUGGACAGCAUUUUGUGGUUCAGACACCACAGCAACAGAGCUAUCUGUAAUUGAGAGUGUUUUCAAGCUGAGAGAAGCUCAGCCCAGUGCCAUUGUUGACGAGAUGAGAAAAUCCCUCGUUGAUACCUAUGUCUGA